GCUUCCAAGCAGAGCAGUACCUGCCUCCACCCUCUCCUCAGCGUGCAGGACACAAAGCAGGACAGCCUCCAAAACAGCCAACCAGCCAGCCAGCCGGCCUGCCUUUCUCUCUCUCACUCCCUUCUCCGUCUCUCCCUCCUCCAUCUCUCUCUCUCUCUCUCUCUCUCUCUCUCUCUCUCCCUUGCUCCAGCUCCGUCUCUCCCAGCUGUUGUGCUCAGGCUGCAGUCAUGACCGACAUCAAGCUGGCCCUGCUGGGAAGCAGAGGAGCAGGAAAAUCAGCAGUUCUGGUGCGGUUCUUGACAAAGCGUUUCAUCGGGGAGUACGCGUCCAACAGCAAUUCCCUAUACCGUAAAAGGCUCUCCAUUGAUGGGAGGCAGUUGAACUUGGAAGUCUUUGAUCCGUGUUCACAGACUGGCGAGAGCAGGUGCAUCCUGGAAGAGCCGCUGGAGUGGGCAGAUGGCUUCGUGGUGGUGUACAACAUCAGCGACCGCACGUCCUUCCUCAACGCCAAAAACAUCCUGCGCCAGAUCAAAGAGACCCGUGGAGGGGAGACCUGUAAGGGGGAGGUGGACAUUCCCAUCUGUCUGGUGGGGAACAAGCAGGACCUGUGCCACAGCCGGCAGGUGACCGAGGAGGAGGCGCGUGCCGCAGCCCUGGAGCACAAGUGCCACUUCCAGGAAGUGUCAGCGGCCGAGGACUACCUGGAGAUCGCCAACCUCUUCACCAAGCUGAUGCGGCACGUGAUGGAGCACCUGAAGUACCGGGCUGACCGCCGGCGCUACAGCGGCUCCAAGUCCAUGGCCAAGCUCAUCAACAACGUCUUUGGCAAGAGGAGGAAGUCUGUUUGAGAGCGCCUGUCCUUCGCUGCCAGGGAAGCAGGCUCAGUCAAGUGCCUGACUCUUACCGGUUUGAAAAACAAGCUGUGUUGUCUCUCAUACAUUCAAUAAGCAUCAUAUUUCAGGUCACAUGAAUGUCCUCUCCUCUUGGUGUAGCUCACCUCUCUGCCUUACAAGAGAAGUGUAAUUUCCUGUAGUUUUCAUCUUGUUCAUCUUGACUGUUACAUGGGUAGGUUUGUCAAUGCAUAUAGUAACAUAAAGGGUGUAACAGUUGGCAUAUGUGAACUGCAUAAUACAGCAAUCAAGACAUCAAGAAGAAUUCCGCAAGUGCUUCGUGAGAAAAUGUUAUUUCUUUCCACAAGCGAAGUGCCAGACAGCAUAAUGUGUAAUAUGAAAAGGGGCAAAGGGAGUGAUAUGUUUGGAACUGUGUGUUACACGAUGUAAUACGAUUUUAAGUGUUCACACUGAAAAGCUUUCGUGUAUAUACACAUGGUUGUUUUUUUUAAUUAUGAGCUUUUCUCUUUUCUACUAAGCAUUACUUGUGUUGUUCUCUUGGGCAGAACAACACAAGUAAUGCUUAGUAGAAAUGUUCUCUUGGGCAGUUUUUCUGCUUUGUGCUGGAGAAAGUGACCCAUGUGCUGGACUUUGCAUGUAGGAAUGCACAAUGUCUGAGUGAACUCCAUCUUAUAGGGAGCAGUAAUGAGGUGAGAAUUAUGGGUAAAUUACCCCUGAACAACAGAGUGUGGCACAAGACUUCAAAUAAAUCCCAACUGGAUCUCUGGUGUGGCAUAUUUAAAAUGGGCUGCUUUUAAUCUUACGUUGUAACGAGGGGUAAAAUUGCUUUCUGUGGAGGAAAAAAGAACAAAAGAACGAAAAGCAGUUAAAGCUAUUUCUGACAUAGGCGGAAUGGUAUGUGUUUGGCAUUUUUAUUGCAUGCAGAUACUGUAUCUAAUAGUGAUGACGUGCUCAGCAUUUGUUGAAUGUAACAUAAUUAGAAGUAGCAUAGACUUGACUCUUGCUGUCUAGCAUAAAUUUACUGAGAUGGACCAAAUAUUGCCAACCAUUACCAGGUACUUCAGUUUCACAUAUUUGAAAAUUCAGCCUCAAUAUGUCAGGACUAAACGUUUCAGUUUCAUCUUUGAGGAUCUGGAGCUAGAUCAGUUCAAUCCAGGGUAACAGACUAAAAGCACCCUAGCCAUGCAAUACCAUUUUGUGGAAAUUGCAUUUAAGCAAAAGAAUGUUGGAUCCCACUGUAAGUAUCUGUUGUACAAUGUAAUUUAGAUGAGAACUUAAAGCUAUG
This is a messenger RNA of Alosa sapidissima (American shad), 2136 nucleotides long. It is a transcript of the gene rerglb, whose product is annotated as RERG/RAS-like b. The coding region runs from base 228 to 848 and encodes 206 amino acids. Gene Ontology annotation, molecular function: GTP binding; GTPase activity. The transcript is spliced from 5 exons. Lineage: Eukaryota; Metazoa; Chordata; Actinopteri; Clupeiformes; Clupeidae. The record is from RefSeq and is a predicted model, not a curated record.